GGACCGAUUUAAAAAAUAUCUGUGUUAAAUUCCGCUUCCCACAAAAAAAAGAAAAAGAAAAAAUCACGCAAUGAAGGCUUACUGCCGGAGGUGCUAUUUAAAAAUAUUUGUGGUAAUAGUAUUAUUACAAGGACGACCAUGUUUCUCUCGACCCCGUGGCUUUACCUCAAAUUACCAAGAUGGCUCAACACGGCAUGCAGAGCAGGAAACUGCUGUUAACAAUGUACAAACAUUUACUCAUCUGAAAGAAUCUGUUCCCAGCAUUGUGCAAUCUCAGCAAGCUGAGGCAAAAUCCAAGGACCAUGAGAGUCGCCGCAUUGCCAGUCGGCAAGCAAACUCUUCUAGCAGUCUGUGCCAGCAGGAUGAAAAGGUGCCUUGCAAUGACUCCAGAGGCUGUUAUUUUCCCACUGAGAAAUGCGACGGCCUGAUACAAUGUCACGAUGCAUCGGACGAGCUUCAGUGUUCAUGUUUCGAACGCAUGCAUUCUGCAGGCAAACGUUGUGAUUCUUAUCCGGAUUGUCCAGAUUUCUCAGAUGAACGUGGCUGUGACGGCUGUUCCCCCUGGGAGCUGAGUUGUGAGGAAAAUGGAACCAUCACAUGUGUACCGGAAGCAGCUCUCUGCGAUGGACAUUCAGACUGUGCUGAUAAUUCUGAUGAACAGCUUUGCUCAAGGCUCUCGCGAAGGCAAGCUGAUACUUCUCCACUACUUACCUUGCAUAACGAAGGUUAUCUGGAGCUGAAGAGAGAUGGGUUCUGGCGUCCUCUUUGUGCUGACUUGGAAACCAAUUAUGCCGAAGUUGUUAUGGAUCACUGUGAUGAGGUAGUUGGAUCAAGACAUACUGAGGAUAUUCAGAAUCUUGUACCAUUCACUGGAACUGGGCCAACAAUGUGGGUUCACUAUAACGAUACGUCCAAGACUUUCUCGGUUUCCUCCCACUGUGGCCAACAUCUACUUUUAUAUGUAAAAUGCUCAGUGCCGACUUGUGGAAGUCAGACAGUCAGAAAGCGUGAAAGUCGGCCAGUCAGACAGCGCAGGAAGAUCAACCUCUAUGAAAAAAGUGUUGAAAGUUCGCGGCCACAUCGCGGUCUUAACAGGAUUGUCGGCGGCCGGGAAGCGGAAGCUAAUGUUUGGAGCUUUGCCGUCGGAAUCAUCGGCGACGGCAAAUACCACUGUGGCGGAACUAUCCUCACGUCAGAGUGGAUUCUUACUGUUUCGCAUUGUUUUUCUGAUUUUUAUAUUCAACGAAAUUUCGAAGUUCAGGCAGGAAUGUAUCGGCGCGGUUCCUGGUCUCCAUUUGAACAGACCUCUGUUGUCUCUCGCGUGAUUCGUCACCCGGAAUUUAACUCCCUUCUACAGAAUGAUGUGGCACUCCUCAAACUAGAGACUCCUCUUCACCUAAACAGAUGGGUCCGUCCUGUGUGUUUGGCAAGAGACCUGCAGCCAAAGGAGGAGGAUUACUGUACUGUAGCAGGAUGGGGAACGCAAAUAGAGGGCGAAACACAAUCAAAGUCGGAUACCAUGAUGGAAGUCGAUGUUCCAAUCUUAGACACCUGUAUAAACAGUUUUCCGGGAUAUAGCGACGAGUCUUUAAUAUGCGCUGGAUAUGAGGAAGGCAUGAAGGAUGCUUGUGCAGGGGACUCCGGCGGCCCAUUGAUGUGCUUGGGGGACUCGGAAGGCUGGGUGCAAGCUGGGAUAGUCUCCUUCGGGCGCGGCUGCGCUCGACCCAACGAGCCUGGGUCCUAUUCCAGGAUCACCCACUUUCGCUCAUGGAUAAUGGAAACCUUGGGAAGAAUAGACGAAAAUGGGAGCUUACCAGCUAUUGACCUCCAAACGAAAUGUCUUGGAUCACUAUGCCAACUACCAGCAGGAAACUGUCUACAAGCAAAAUAUGUGUGUGACAAGGAGGUAAACUGUAUAGAUGCUGUGGAUGAAUUGUACUGCAACACCGAGGUACUAGCAACCCCGUCUACAGAUGGUUUGGAUACGAUUCCCACCACAACAGACAAUGCAUCCGAUGUCAACACACAAAACACCCUGCACAUAGCUGCCAACGACACCGCCUCCGGCGCCAUAGCUGCCAACGACACCGCCUCCGGCGCCAUAGCUGCCAACACCGACGCCAUAGCUGCCAACGACCGCCUCCGGCGCCAUAGCUGCCAACGACAGCUCCGGCGCCAUAGCUAA
This is a messenger RNA of Penaeus vannamei (Pacific white shrimp), 2185 nucleotides long. The record is from RefSeq and is a predicted model, not a curated record. NCBI's taxonomy places the organism in Eukaryota, Metazoa, Arthropoda, Malacostraca, Decapoda, Penaeidae.